AUGAUAUCCGUCCACAGGACAUUACCUGACUGCAGAAGUGACAUGUGUAGGAAGCGGAUAAAACAAUUCAAUGGCAGCUUGCCAGAAUUCAGUGUUGUUUUAGUAUUCAACAACGAAGCGUGGACCACGCUGUUACGUUCAGUACACAGCUUAAUCAACAGGACACCACAACAUUUGUUGAAAGAAAUCCUUCUCGUUGACGACAAUUCCGACUUUGAUCAUCUUCGAGGCCCGCUACAUAGACACUUCCGCCUUUUCCCAAAAGUGAAAAUCAUCCACUCGCCACAAAGAAUUGGUCUGAUCAGAGCCAGACUGCUAGGAUUUGACUCAACAGUUGCACCAGUCGUGAUCUUUUUGGAUUCCCAUGUGGAAUGUUUUCCCGGCUGGGCGGAGAGUAUGCUAAUCAGAAUAACCCGAAACCCACAGGCGGUUGUGUUCCCUAUUAUAGAAAGUAUCAGUGACCGCAACUUCGGAGUGCAGUGUACGGCACGCAUAGAAGAAUAUUGUACCUUUCUGUGGAAAACUCUCCAGUAUCACUGGGUGCCCAUUCCUAGACGAGAGCUGAAUCGACGGAUGGACGAUGAUGACUCAUACAGAUCACCUGUAAUGCCCGGUGGGAUAUUUGCGGUCACUCGAGAGUUCUUUACAAAACUUGGGAAAUAUGAUCCAAAACUGGGUUUCUGGGGCGGAGAAAAUAUGGAGCUCUCUUUCAAGACGUGGAUGUGUGGCGGGACCUUGGAGAUGGACCCCUGUUCUUAUGUUGGCCAUGUCUUCCGCCUUGGUGGGUCUAUCAAGGUGGAUGCCUCGGUUAUUUUCAGGAAUGCAGUACGUGUGGCCGAAGUCUGGAUGGACGAUUAUAAAAACUACUUCUAUGAAAUGAACAAUUACAGAAACAUUAAUCCGGGAAACGUAACAGACCGCGUACUUCUACGCCAAAGUCUCCAGUGCAAGAGCUUUGCUUGGUACUUGAAGAAUUUGUUUCCAGAACAGACUUUCCCUCAUAGCAUGAAUUACGCAGGAGAGAUACGCAGUAGAGCGUUCGCAAAAUGUAUCGACAGCAAUAUACAGAACCAUGAAGCAUCAAUCCGUCCUAUCUUGAUUGGCUGCAGCGGUUUUGGACGCAACCAAGUCUGGUACAUGGGCGUGUCAGGGCAUAUCUUCCAAGAGGAUUUACAUGUUCAUUUUAUUUGUGUAACUGGAGUCAGUGUGCUGCACAGUGCUAAAGAAUGUCAGCCACCAGGGCCACAUUGGGAGUAUCGGAAAGACAACAGCUUGUACCAUGUGCCUACAGGCAAGUGUUUGACGGCUGAUGGUGUUACAGACAAUCUCUCCAUGACUCCUUGCACAAACAGCAGCUUGCAGAAAUGGCACUUUCAAGAACGAAGAACUGAUCUAGGUUUUCCCCGCUAUACGUAG
Candidula unifasciata is the source of this 1416-nucleotide messenger RNA. NCBI's taxonomy places the organism in Eukaryota, Metazoa, Mollusca, Gastropoda, Stylommatophora, Geomitridae. The record is from the annotation of a GenBank genome assembly.